UUUUGGGAUCUAAACUACAACAUACUUACAUGAGACAAUAGCUAGGCCCGUGCUGCAGCUCCGCCCCUUCCGUCGCGCCUCUCUACCUCUCCAUUGAAGGGCACCGCUAUUUAACAGCCUCCGCGCUGCCGCCCCAACCUCUCUCUCUCUCUCUCUCUCUCUCUCUCUCUAGACCUCUACGAACCUUGUUAUUGAAAUUGCACCCACCCUCCCACCGGGGCGAGGAGAAUUCGAUCCCAAUUUACCCAGUGAGGUCGUCGUCGGUAAUUGGAGUGAGGGGAGGGGGGUAGCAAUGGCGUCUCCCGCCGACGAGGCUCCCCCGGCGCUGCCGCCCAUCAAGACGGCGCCUCUGCCGCCGCCCCCGCCGUGUGCCUCGGCCUCAGCGUCUCCGUCGGCCCCGGCGCCGGCUGGGGACGGCACGAAGGCGGCGGCUGAGGAGGAGGAGGAGGAGGAGGAGGAGGAGGAUCGUGAGCCGUCGACGCCGACGUCGGAGGAGAGCAGGCUGCGGCCGACCGCGGUGUGCCCGCCGGCCCCAAGGAAGCCGCCGGCGCCACGGAUGCCGGUGAAGCGGAAGCCGCCGCUGCCCUCGCCCGCGCGGGUGUUCGUCGCCGUCCCGCGCGACCUCUCCACCGUCUUCCGGUCGCUGCCGCCCAAGAAGCGCAUCCGAGUGUCGUGAUGUUGCGAUCUGGCCGUAAUUCACCACCGGCUCCCAGGCUUGGUCGAUCUCUCUGAGAAUUCCUCCGGGUUCUUGGCUUUUCUUCUUCUUCUUCUUCUUCUUCUUCUUUCUUCUUCUUUUUUGCCCCUUGGGUUACUGAUACCCACGGCCAUGGUAUAAAUUAUAAUUUUCGGUAUAAAUAACGUGCUAUUUUCUGCGUGUUUUUAUUUUUCUUCUUUUUAGUUGUGUUUGCGUGAGGAGAACUGUAGCUCUAGAGAUGAAGAUAUUUCUGUUACUGAAUGGAAGCAGUUCAAAAAAAAAAAAGUAAACUUGUAAGAAAAACUCACACUGAUCCUGCCAAUUAUGAUACCUGCCUGAAUUAUUUAUCA
Panicum virgatum (switchgrass) is the source of this 1044-nucleotide messenger RNA. RefSeq names its product vegetative cell wall protein gp1-like. Lineage: Eukaryota; Viridiplantae; Streptophyta; Magnoliopsida; Poales; Poaceae. The record is from RefSeq and is a predicted model, not a curated record. Bases 293 to 676 code for a protein of 127 amino acids. The transcript has a single exon.